Molecule: messenger RNA, 8484 nt
Organism: Pecten maximus
Lineage: Eukaryota; Metazoa; Mollusca; Bivalvia; Pectinida; Pectinidae
Product: dual adapter for phosphotyrosine and 3-phosphotyrosine and 3-phosphoinositide-like
Exons: 9
Coding region: 145-894 (249 amino acids)
Source: RefSeq, a predicted model, not a curated record
GUUGGGGGAAUGACACACUGGAGCACUUCCGACUUUCAUCAAAACAAGUAGAUGGUAGCUGCUUUUGUUGUGAGCCGAACGCGAUAAAAAUGAUGGCAAGCAGGCGAUAAUGAAUACAGAAGUUGUAGAGAGUUUCUGAUCACUAUGGCUGGAACACUGGAUCAAAUUACCCUGGAGAUGGGAAGACAGCUGGAGUCCCUGGAUUGGUUUCAUCCUGGUGUUGAUAGACACACAGCAGAAAGUUUAUUGCUACAGAACGGAGUGGAUGGAACAUAUAUGCUCCGACCAAGUUCCAAAGUUGGGGAGUAUGCAUUGUCAGUCAGGUGUGAUAAGUCUGUCAAACAUUUCAAUCUGUCGGUCGAGGGAACUGACUUCAAGUUUGGACAUGGUGAAUUUCACAGUAUGAGUGAACUUAUCAAUCAUUUUGCCAAUAAACCUUUAAUAGGUGCUGAUUCAGGACAAUUGACACUGUUGAAUUACCCAUAUCCACGUAACAUUGAGGAGCCAAAUAUGUACGACACAAUAAGAGUCCAUGCUGAAUUUAGCACAGCAGAUGACUUUUCCAGAGGUCCAGAAUUUGCGAUUAACUCAAAAGAGGGUUUUCUCACAAAACUUGGAGCAAGGUUCAAGACUUGGCAUACAAGAUGGUUUGUACUACAGAAGUAUGAACUUCGGUAUUACAAAAAGAAAGAAGAUACUCGAGCUAUCCGAGCCAUGGACCUCCGAGAAUGUGAGGAAUGUAAAAGAGAUUACACUAACAAAGGCAAAUUCAAUGUUUUCAGGGUCGUUUUUAAGUGGAGAACAUUUUACAUGUACUCCACUACAGAGCAAGAAUGCAAUGACUGGAUCAAACUCAUCAACUGGAAGUUGAAAAAUACUCCAAGAAGACCAUGAUUUUUGCUGAGCUUGUGAGAAAUACUGUAUGUUCUAAUUAGUGGUUAUGAGUGCAAUCAAAGAGAAAGCGACUUCCAUUUUAGAAAGUGUGACACAGUAAGUUUGGGAUUAUUCCAGACUUUCUGAUAAGCUUGAUGUGUGUCACAUGAUCUUCCAUUCAUCACUGCUGAUCAGUAGUCUGUGCAUCAGAAAGUAUUUAAGCAUUCAUCUUUAUCCAACACAAUAAACAUUUCUCAUGUUGUGUUCAUUUAGUUCAACAGAAAAAGGAAGAUUUCAAGAAUUUGGUUACUGACAUUAUUCAAGAAUUCCCUGUACAUCAAAUGACAUACAAGAACAGGAUCAUCCUAUAAUGUGCUUCAAAGGUAGCAGCACAUCAACAACGUUCUUCAGGAAUUUUGAUUUCAACAAAAAAUAUCCUUCAACAAUGUGCUGUCCAUUAAGCAAAGUGCAUGCUUCAGUAAUUUACCAGAUCAGAAAAUAGCAUGCUUCAAAAAUGAUGUAUUCAUCAAACUUAUGUUGUUCAUUAAAACAGUCUGCUUCAAGAAUGCAAGAUGUUUAUAGAGAGCAAAAAUAGUUGAGGUGUGCUUCGAAGAUUUUUGAUAUUUGGUUAUAUUUGAUUGAUUGUAGGCUACCUGUGAUGCAUUGUAUCACAUGUUAUUUAUCAUAAUGUAUGUGUUGUGUGUGAAAUUUUCAUGAAAUGUCCAGUAAUUCAAAGUGCAAUUCCCUGGCUUUAAUACAAGUUUAUAUACACUGAUAUUGCUUUUCCCGCAAUGCUGUUUUUUCUGUACUUUAAAAUUUUCUCAAAAUUUUCUCAAACUUGUCUUGAAUCCCACCUCCUGUUCACACUUUUGAUGUAAUAAUCAAAUAUGUAUAGUGUCUAAAAUUCAAACCUGUAUGAAAGUCUGUUACUUGCAUAUAUAUUCAAUAUACUUUUUAAAGUUAAUGGGUUUUUGCUACCCUUUUUUAACUGAAAUAUUGGCAUAAUUCUUGAAAUGUUUGCAGUUUUUGCUUUACAGUAUUGUUCACACACACUUUAUAUCAGCAUUAAUUGUUAUGAUUGAAACACUAUUGUUUUGCUAUGAACUUGUUUAUAUUGAUAAGGUAUAGUUCCUUGUAUUUGAGUUUACACCUUGGUACACCUCAUAUUUUAAUGCCAACACCUUCAGAAAACAUACAUCAUUUACUGAUAGCUCUAAGGGAGAGGUCUCUCAAAAAGUGAAUAAGUCAAAUUUCAGGAUGAUAAUAACUUUGUUAUAUUUUGCAAUUGUGGCUUGUUUGCUAUUUCAGUUAUAAGCUCUAAAUUCUGUUUUUAAUUAAUUAUCAAUAAAUAUAAAGUUAUUAUAUAUAGAAAUAAUUUCAAAUGUCCUUAAAUAGAGGGGGUUCCAUAUAACACAAUUAUCAAAUUAGAAUAUUGAUAAAUCUCUCAUCUCUACACCUAUCAGGAUGAUGAAGAAAAUAUCAUUCCAAGGAAUAAAUCCCUUCAGUGUGAUACUGCCUAGUACAUUGUAUUCAGCCAACUGGAGACCUAUCUAUCAAAAUGAUUAAUGUGUACUCUAACAGGGCAUAUUUUGCAGAAAUGUUAUUUUUCACAGCUUGAUGAAUUGUAUAGCACGACACUAGAUGUUGAUAUUAUGACAACACAAUAUCUACCAUAAACUCUCAAAACAUUAAUUCACAGGUUAUGAACUUAAACUUUUUGGUGCACUUUUAAAACACAAAAUAUCAUGCAAAUGUAUUCUGAUCUCAAGUUAUCUUACACAAUUAUAGCCUUUUGAUAAGGUGAGUACAGGUUUUAUUGACUUGAGAUAAAGAAUAUUAACCGAGGACAAUGUCUGAGGUUGAUAUUUUUCCUUGGAUUAAUAAAACCAUGUAUCAAAAUCAAAAAGCUAUUAUAAUAAUAGUUUUAUCAUAAAAAGUUAAUUCAUGAAUGUUAGUGAAUGCAAGUAAAUGUUCAAGAAGGAGACUACAAAUAUAAAAAUAUUUACUGUUAAAAAGCGACUACAAAUGAAAAAUAAACCUUUUAAACACAACACGCUUCAAACAGUAUAACUAUAUCAAAAGUACAUUUGAUGUAUUAGUUUAUAGAUAAGGUAAUCCUUUUAAAAGUUUCAGACACAGGUUGUCAUAAGUUGUCUCUUUUGGAUUAUGCCCUAGUUGACACUGGAACAAUGCCAAGGGGACAAUGCCUAAGGGAAGUAAUUCAUACCCAGGAAUCUAUUUUUGGAAACACCCAGUCAAUUAGCUUUUCAAUUGACUUAUUUGGAAGAGAGGUUGAUAUUUUUUUUAACAGGGAGUCAUAUGACCUUAUUUCAACCAAUCAAAAUUUGUUAAAUAUUGUCAUUUUAUAAAUCAUCAUGAAAAUAUUUAUAUAAAGAUCAUGACAUUAAAGUCAUAUCAAGCCACAACUGUAGAAAAUUCAGCUGCCCUAAAUAGUGUAGCAGUUGUUUUGGUUUAUAUUUUGAUCUGUUCUCUCUCUUUGUUCAUUUAUUAUACUUGAUUACAGAAAUAUCUGUAAAAAGAGUAGAAAGUUAUGAAGAAGAAAUAUAUUUGAUUAUUUUUUGUAGUGAACUAGAGAAUGUUUUGUUGAAGUAUUAGUAGAUUUUAUUAUGUUUCCAUGGAACACUUUUAUUCAUUCCCCUCAUCAUCUGAUGAUCUUAAAAUGAUUUUGUUUGCUCAAUAUUUUGUUCGAAGUCUUGCGUACAUGUGUACUGUGAGCAUGUGAAAAUGUUUAUUUGAUAGAACUAGAUACAAAUUAAAUCAUUAAAUCAGGUUUUGCAGGUGAAUUAAUUUAAUGCGAAAUUUGAAAAUGAUAAUGUUGACAACAUACGAUAUUUAUCACCAUUUAUGAAAAUUUCACAAUCCAUCCUUUGUUGAACAUUAGAUUAUUUCCCCUAGUAAAAAAUUGUAUUUUCAAGUGAAUUUAUUUUAACUUUCCAGAAUAUAAUAUUUCACAGUUAUAUUUAUAAAUAAAUAUAUUAUACUUACAUAACAUUCAAUGUCUGUCAUCAAAUGUAUUACAACAGAAAAAUGCUAAGAAAUAAUAUGAUUUAGUUGUUUUUUUCUCUCUAAACUAGACCAAAGCUUGCUCAUUGGGAAAGGGCAAUCACACAUGAGUACCGAGUUAUUAUAAUGUCUCGGUUUAUACAUGGGACCUGUUUUGUUUACAUUUUAUAUUAGACCUUUCACAGUGGUUUUUUUGAGCUUUAGAAAUAUGUACAUCUUUUUGUUGUAUUGAUGUGAAUUUUACACUAUUUUUAGUAGAAAAUAUAUACAUUCUACUACAUCUUAAGUUUAUUAUGUGUUUAAAUAUCUGUUUUUCGUCACAGACAGAAAUGUGUGCCAAAAAUGUACAACUUUGUACUAGUGUAUCUUAAUGUAUCAUUUAUCAGUUUUAGUCAUUUUGUAAGUACUAAUUUAUUCAUUCAAUUACAUAUUUUUAAUCUUCUUUUGGUGCAUAAUUGUAUACUUGUACCAAGUAUAAACACAAAAUAAGCAUACUGUGGAACCAUAUUAGUUUCCACUAUUAAAAUAUCAUUUUGGAAAAGUAUGGAUAGCUGAAGAAACUGGUAGAAAAAAACUCUAAUCAGGUACUGUAUAAAUCAAGUACUGUAAUUCUAAAUUUUAUUGGAGUAUAUCAGAUUACAAAUACAGUGUAAUGAACUGUUAAUAAUAUAUUUAUUGUUAUUCCUGUGGGUUGAUAAAUUCAAUUUAUUUUUGGUUCUGUUUAUGGAUGUCUCGUAAAAUAUUGAUAAAUCUGUGCAAUUAUUUUUAAGUACCAGUUAAAGUUUAUCUUAUACAGUUUGUGUGUAAGAAGGUAGUAUUGCGUUUACUGUGUAUCAAGGCUAAAGGAUAAUUUAAAGCUAGUGCAUUACAGAGAUAUAUUGACCUGCUAUUUAUUGAUACAGGGGACAAUAGAUAUAACCAUGAAUCUGCUCUAACAAUUAUAUAUGCAUAUUAACAGUAUGAAUCCAUUUAAAAUUUAAAAGAAUUUAAACAAAAAUAUACAUUAGUUCAGUACUAUCAGGUGUUGAAAGUAUUAAAAGUUGUAAGGUCAACUUAUUUUGGUGUGACUAUUUGUACAAGUUUUUUAGUGGAAAAAAGUGUUGGCUCAUAAAAUCAAAAAUGUUUGAAAUGCAGAUAUUUUUGUUGAAUGAUGCGUCAGUCCUAUCUCCGUAAUGCUUUUGUUUCCUGCUAUGUGCUGUGGUCCUGUUUUUGUGCUUUUUUUUAUUUCAAAAUUUAUCUCGAAGACAAAAAUCUCUAUCUUAUGAAACAAUAUAUCAAAAGAUGUUUUGAUGUUUGAUAUUCAUCCUGUAUAUGAUGCAAUGUCCCAUAGCUUUUAUUCCCUUUGUAAAUUCUCACCUAAAUGCAGUAAUGCCAUAUUACUUUGUAAACUAUGUAUAAAUGUAAUAUUCUAAGAUGUUGUGUUUGGCUAUAACUCGUAGACAAUGCAUGUGUAUUUGAUCCAGAUCUCCAGUGCUUGUGAAAUGCAAGUUUAACUUCUGUGAAUUUUUUUAGGUUCAUUUGUUUGAACAAUUAGAUCUGUUUAUAAGAAGAUCAGUUUAGGACUCAGGAUUAUGUACAUGAAAUUUCAAUAUGACCAGAAACUUAAAAGUAGGAUAUAUCAUUUAAAGUAAAUCAAAAAAAAAUUCUUGUUAGUAGUUUGAGGUUUUUACUUGUUGAAAAUUGAACUAGUUCAAAUGAAUGUACCUAUUUAAAUCAUUUAAUAUACUUGUUCUAAAUUAAUUAAUGGUAGGUAGUAAGAAAGUGAGGAAUGGUAAAAUUAUGUGCCUUUUUGUUAUGAAAGAUAAUUAGGGAUUCUUAAUUCUCUUGACAAAUUCACGUCAUAAUUUUGUUUGAUUUAUUUCAUGUAUUGCCAGAAAUAAUGAUUAUAAGAUGAACAUUUCUUUCAUGUUCAGUAAAUUAAGUUUAUAAGCCAGUUGACUAAAAGGUCUUGUGUCUGGUGUUUCAGCCCAAGGAAACACUAGGUUAUGAAAUGGAAUGAAAACAUAACCCUCACCUUAACAAACUGUGUUGUUACACAGAUACAGAAGGGUCACAGGGGUUAACAUCCUGCUUAGAGAUUCAAAACAUUCCUACAGUGUCAUGUAGAUUUCUUUUUGACAUCCUCUUUGUCAUGUAACAGUUCUAGUCUUUAUUUGAUGUCUGAUAAUUUUGAUAGAUUCUAGUUAUCUCCCUUGUUUUGUGUUCUCGUGAUUUGACAUAUGAUUUAUAUUACCUAUGUUAGGAUUUUCCAGUUUUUCAUUGAAAAUGAUCCUGAUUACUCAGCUCUUUAUAAACUGUUUGACUGAUGACAAUACAGUGGUAAACUAGACAAAUCUGAUAUACAUCUUUUGAUAGAGUAAUGCAGAUAGGAAUUACCACUCCACCUACAUAUUGCAUCUUCAACUUGUUUAUCUUGACUACUUAAAGGUAUUUGAUACUUCAUGAUUACUUGGGUGUUACUAUUUCUGAUUAUAUCCUACCCGUAGUGAUAUACUUAUGUUUGGAACUCUUUUGUGAGUUGGGAGUUAAUUUUAUAAAUACAAGAAGCCAUUGAUGUGAUUACUUAUGUGAAACUUAGUCCAAAGUAACAAGACUGAGUCACUUUGACUAAAAAAAAAGCGAUUCUAGGAAAAUACAAAUACAUUAUUAAAUCGUAUGGUUGAUAGGAGUCUGUUGUAUACUGGUACAUUAUUGAAUCGUAUGGUUGAUAUGAAUCUGUUUUGUACUGGUACAUAUUGAUUCUUGUGCUGAUCUACACAGCAUGAAUCCUGUAAUAAGCUAGGACCUAUCAGUUGAUGUGGUGCGAUGAGUAGGUAUAUCCUAAGUCAAUUUUCUGCUGAACAGAUAGGUGGGCUUAUCAGCAGACAGAUACUAUAUGUUUGAUUAAUUAUGAUAUUACUAAACAUGAUAGCUAACACUGCCAGUUAUUGUUAUAUGACAACUACUGACCACUUUUAACUAUUAAAUUAGCAUAUUCUUGUUACACUGGCUUUUAAAUUAGCAACAAUUAUAUUACAUAAUAUUAUGUUUAUUGAUCAUAUGUAUUACAUAAUAUUAUGUGUAUUCAUCAUACAUAUUACACAUGUAUGUGCAUGUCAAUGUUUUAAUAUUAUCUGGAAUCAUAUAAUAAACAUUUAUCAAAGUAGAAAUAUAAAUGUAGUUUAAAUCAAUAAUCUGAUUUUUGAAAAAAAAAGUUAAGACCAUGAGACGAUGCCUUUCAUUGGUAAAAGUAAAGUUUAAUUUAACUGUUUUGUUGUUUUAUAGAGCAAACUAUAAUUAGCUUAUCACUAUAAUCUAAAUAUAAUUACGAUAAAUAAUACAAAUAUGCUGUUUAUACUCAUGUACAAAUUUGGUGUUGUUUUGUGGGCCCUGUGAUCAGUGAAAGUUAGUGCCUUUUUACUGCUUUUUAUGCAUACAUUUUGUCCUUUACUUUACUUUACACAUGACCAGGCCAUGUUGCCCACUGUAAGAAAAGGUAAAAAGUAGAACAAUUAUUUCUCAAUUUGAUUGUGCAACAACAACAAUUGUACAAUACAAAACUUCAAGAGUGUUCAAAAGUAUUCCUUUUUUUUCAAAAUCUGUUUGACAUAGUAGACGUAUAUUAUAAACUAUAGUUUAAAUAAUACAGAGAAUGGUCUCAUCGUGUGUAAAGUAUAGUACAGAGAGUAUUAAUAUGUAACAAUAUAUUGCAUUUAACACCCUUAAAUUGUAUCUUAUAUACACAAUGUACUAGUUUUACUUCAUAAUUUGAUUUUAACCAAUGUUUAAUACUUGAAAUCCAGCUUUAUCAACUUUUACUGAAGGUACAUUUGUUUGGUUGAGAACCGUUUACAGCUGCGAUGCCUGAUAUCAUUAAUGCAGAAUUUAAAAUCUCAGCUUUAAAAGAAAUAUUUACUUUGGAUUGGUUGUAACAAUGUCAAUUAAAUAUUUUAGUAAUAUUGCUUUUUGAUGUUAAAAUCUACCACUUAUUUACAUACAAGUAGAGAUUUUUUUCGAUAUAACUUUCUUUUAUAUGUUUGAUAUAAUUCAUUAUAAAAAAAAAGAGUAAUUUUUUAUGUAGUGGCAAUGUUUUAAUAAGAUAGUAGACAGUCCUCUUUGGUAAAGUCUAUUCUGAUAACUUGGCCCUUUUUCACCUUUUUAUUAUAGGGUGCUGAUGUAAACCUUACUGAACUGUAUGGUCAGUGGUUAAAUUACAAAAAAAUACCAUUCCUAGAAAGAAAAUAUUUUAAAAUAAUACAGUACUUGGUAUAAACAUACUCUUGUAAAUUUUCGAGAAAAUAACUAUUACAUGUAUAACAUACCUCAACUUGGAAGGGAGAAGGAAACAUUUUUCAGGAAGUUCAAUAGAAAAAGAUCUGAUACAUAAAUAUACAAAAAAUUCAUUCACAGAAUGAUUUUUAAAUGCUUGCUGCUAAUUGUGCAAUUAUUUUCAGUAUAAAACUAUGUGUCUAUCAUUACAUUCUAUGCCCUUAUAUGACCUACUACUGCAUUGUAUAUGUUUGUAGUACCCUUUUGUCCCAGUUUAUUUGUGAUUAUGAUUUUGUCACCAUCUUACAUUGAAAUGAUAAUAAAACUGAAAACAAGAAA